This is a messenger RNA of Clonostachys byssicola, 609 nucleotides long. NCBI's taxonomy places the organism in Eukaryota, Fungi, Ascomycota, Sordariomycetes, Hypocreales, Bionectriaceae. The record is from the annotation of a GenBank genome assembly.
AUGGCGAUUGCCAGUCAAUUGCCCAAAGACUGCCAGACCACGAUCUGGGUCAGCACCUCCCUGGAGAUGCCCAGAGCAAGAAUUGGGCAAGUCCCUGGGCAAGUCCCUGGGCAGCGACGUGCUGGCUCGGUACCCAUGAUACAGCCGCGGUUAGGCCCUUAUAUCCUCAUCAACGCUGCCGGUCUGGACGCCAGAACACUUGCCGAUAUCAAGCACUCAAAGGUCCAACCCAUUCGUCUCCAGUCCGCCAUUUUCAAGUACCCGACAUACCGCGAGGGCUACGGACGAGGAGAUAACUAUUACACCACGGCCUUCUCCCAUUUGGAUGGCGAGGUGUAUUUCGGAGGCGCCAACAAGCCCGGGUCUGACGAUAUCAAUGCUUAUGAUGAUAAGAGGCAAAUGAAACAACCCGACGUGUUACCUUCGACCGAUCUCAAGAAGGCCGGCUUGGUACCAGAUCAUGCCACUUGGGUAUCCUGCAAGAUUCGCAAGGACGGUGGAGUAAGAGUCGAAGCCGCAACAGUUGGCGGGCAAAAGGUUAUUCACGCGUACGGCCAGCAUGCAGGCGGAUAUACCUUCAGUUAUGGAAAGGCUUUCAGUCCAAUAUGA